AUGAUGAAAGAGCAACAGCCCGUGGAGGCUUUUUCAUCCAAAAAUUCAUCUUCGGGCGUUUGCAGAAUUUUCUCGCUUGUAGUUGGCGAUCCUAUGAAAGAAGGAAAGGGAUUAGGUGCCAAGACUACCUAUUUAAUACAGACAGAAGUUGUCAAAUCGGGGUUUCCAGAGACUAGAAUUGUGUACAACUCGAGAAAACGUUAUAGUGAUUUUAAAUUAUUACACGAUGAAUGUAGAAAGUUGACCAGUUCAGAUUUUAAAACAAUCUUUCCACCAAAGAGUUUCAAAAAAUUUAAUGAGAAAUUAAUUGCUGAACGUAAAGAGGCCUUUCAACAUUUACUUUUGGAAUUUGUUGAUAAUCCAGUAUUGUUGAAUAAUCAGAAUUUAAAGUUAUUUCUUUCAAUACCAGCUCAGACUCACCUUGUUCCACCAUCAAAACAUAAGGAUAUUCCAUCGAGUGUCAAGUUUAAAUUCUCCAGUGUAUUGAAAAAUGAGGAAAUGAAAUAUACCUUUAAACAAUUUCUUAUCGAGGAACAUAAUAUUGAACCAUUCGAAUUUUUGGAGUCGUGUUUUCAAAUUCAGAAACAAGGAUCAAUUCUUAUUGAGGAAUUUGAUAGAUUGGUAAUACAGGAAUUUGUUGAACAUGGAUCGAGUAGAGAAAUUAAUAUUGAUAAUAGAACGAGAAAUUUAAAGAAUACAUUGUCUACACAAACAGAUUUGGUCAUGUGGAAUGGUCAACUUGAGUCAGUUCUUCAACCAGCUACCAAUGCAGUGAAACUUCACUUGAAAACUGAUUCAUUUCCAAGAUUUGUUUAUAAUUGGCCAACUUUUAAACAAUUUUUGAGUUCAAAGAGUGAUGCUUUUAUUGCAUCUAUUACAAAAGGCUCACCUGAUUCACAACAAGCUUUGAUUUUUGUUUAA
Molecule: messenger RNA, 921 nt
Organism: Naegleria gruberi
Lineage: Eukaryota; Heterolobosea; Eutetramitea; Acrasida; Naegleriidae
Exons: 4
Coding region: 1-921 (306 amino acids)
Molecular function (GO): phosphatidylinositol binding
Source: RefSeq, a predicted model, not a curated record